Messenger RNA from Acanthosepion pharaonis, 846 nucleotides. The record is from the annotation of a GenBank genome assembly. Lineage: Eukaryota; Metazoa; Mollusca; Cephalopoda; Sepiida; Sepiidae.
AUGUCUCUUAUCAUUCUCUUUUUUGCGCCCUAUCCCUCGUAUCUCUCUUGCACUUCUUCCACUACUUACCACUCUUUCGAUCUCUCUCACUCUCUCUCUUUCUUUCUUUCCUCCAUCUCGCAUCCUUCUUGUCGGCUUUUGUCUUUCUCUCUAGUUCAAUCCCUCUCUUUUUUUAUAUUCUCUUUCUCUUUCUCUCUCAACGAUAAAUAUCUUCCCCCUCUCUCUUCCAUCUUCUCUUUCUUUUAUCUCACUCUUCUCUAUCUUUUACACUCUCUCUCUCUCUCUCUCUCUCUCUCUCUCUGGCCUUCAUUUUGCGGCUGCAAAUUUUCUCUGUCUUCUUUGGGUUAUCUCUCUGUCUCCCCCGUUUCUGCCCCCGCCACUCUCUCUGUAACAAUGUUCCCAUUUCCCUUCUUUCUUUCACUUCGUCUCAGCUUUCGUAUCUCAAAAUCCUACCCCGUCUGCGUUGUCGAGUGGUCGAUUCAAUACGCCCCACCUACCGAUCGUCACGGGAACCGGCGAGAUUUAUCGACUGUGGCACUGGUAAAGGGCAUUCGAGGAUGGCGGGGGGGUGUCGGCUUAGACGGGCUGACAACGGCCCAUGCCGCGAAGUCGACCGACUCUAAGUGUGUCACUGUGGUCAGAUAUACGGAAAGGGCGAGUAGGCCGAGCGGUGUGCGGGCUAAUGUCUUUCUCUUCCCACUCUCUCUCUCACUCUCUCUUUUUCUCUCACUCUCUCUCACUCUCUCUCUCCCUAUUCACUCUCUCUUUUUCUCUCACUCUCUCUCUCACAUACACUCUCUCUCUCUCUCUCUCUCGCAGAAAACGAGGAAAAGCAACACUCAUUAA